GGCGUGGCUGAACUAGCGAAUGAUCUGGGUUGUAGCCUUUACCAGGCGGCUCCUAGACAUUCGCUGGUUCGGCUAUACGAGGCACCCUUCAUGCAACCGGGCGGGUCGGCGGGGUUGCGGAUCGCCGGCGUCCCCAGGACCCUGGACAAGAAGGACUGCUACGGUACCACUCCCAACACCGAGCAGUGUCCAAGAAACCCUUUCCCGUGUUCCCCCAUCCUACUCCUAAACCAAAUGUCCUAUCAUAAAAGGUCCCUCAAUUAAUCCUAAACUCCCGCACACUCCACACUCACUUACACACAGAGACACACACAAACACUACUCAGAUAACACACAAAUAUUAGAAAACAAAUGGCGGAUCUUAAAACUAAUUUCGGUCUCCUGGUGGGUAGCGGCUCAGUGCCCAAAUCCCACCCUGGCACCCAGGCGACGUCUACCGACGGCGCCCAGGGCCCAGGCUGCCCCACCGUAUCAGGAGGGGGCAAAGACCCGCAAACCAUCGGUUCGACAAUGAUGGAAACAACGACCUCGGCUAGUAACAUGGACAUGUCCUCCCUAGCCGCAGCGAUCCCUGUGCCUGCCAGCGCAAGCACAUGGACGCUUGUGGCCCCCAAGCAAAAACGGAAAAACAAGGGGAACAGGACAGACAGACGGACACGGAAACAAACGAACACACAGGCAGACGAACAGACGGACAAAUUGAAAACCCGACCAACGGACGGUAGGGAAAACGGAGGCGGGAAGCGAAAGGAACCCGACUGCCCAAGCGCGGACGCCAGCAACUUGGCCGGAGGAAGCAAAAGUGGAAGCGAGGGACGACCCCCACUAAGUGGCGGCCGGCCUUUUGCGGACACUGGCGCAACCCCUGGCUGUUCCGCAGGCGAACAGGCGAGCGGGCAGGUAUCGGCCCCCGAUCGCAACCCUAAUGCCUCGGGGAAGUCGAGCACCACCACUGUCGGGGCUGGGCAAACCGCAGUCGAGGACAGGGGGAACGAUGGUGGUCACACUGACCCCGACGGGAACCCAAUCCAGGCGCGGGGCGCAACGGGCCCUGGCGGUUCCAACACCGCUCGACCCCCAACUACAACAACAACAAAAACAACAUCCAACAAACCAACAGAUAAAACAGACGCACCAAAGACCUUGAACCCACCUAAAGCGAGGGCACGCCCGCGCUUUAGGAAGCGGAACAGGGGACAGACAAAAGACAGACAGGACCCCGGGACGUCAUCGAGUCAGACGAACAAGAAAAGAGACAGACUUGACGACACGAUCUCACCCAGGGGGGAACACAAACGCGCACGGACUGACGACAGACACACCCGAGAUGCGAAGGGCUCCUAUGCCACAGCAGCCCAAUCGCAUCUGAGCGUCGCUGUAACCACCACUCCCAGAGUCGACCUUACCCAAGAUGAGGCGAAUGCCAUCCAGGCCCAGAUACAGAAGGCGAUUUUCGCGGCCUGUAUCGAGCCUCUGGCACCAGGCCAAACCCGAUACGCCCCGGCGUUUGAGGGUAAGGCCUUCCUCAGCGAGGGUGUAUUAAAAAUGUGGUGCCACGAUGACCAAGCCUGCAACUGGCUCAUAAACGUGGUGCCAAAACUAACAUCACCCAGGAGCGGAACGGGGCUCACUGUGAUAAAACAGACCGAGAUCCCAGUCAGGGUUAGGUCGGGACUUUAUGUCCCUGACUACGACGGGGAGAUAGGCCAGCUACACCAGGUCCUAUCUCACCAAAAUCCUUGGUAUGGAGUGUCACGGUGGACCCUGUUCAGCUACCGAAAAACAACUAGCAGCCCUCCUGGUGUGUUCCUAAUAUUAGGAAUCCCCAAUGAGGAGCUGCCAACGAUUCUGGCGCGCGGCAGGAAGGUCGCCUAUUCCACGGGCUCCAUCUACAUCAAGUUCUUCACGAGUGAAGGACUAAGUGAUGUACCACCCGGGCAUGACUCAGCGCCUGAAACUCGAGAGGAGCCUGAUGCGGAUCGGGCCAUGGAUGUGGAUGGACCAACCGGCCAGCUCCCAGUGACACCUGAGCCUUCCGUGAGCGCUGUCCUCGACAAUAUCGAGGAAGUGCUGGCGGACUCCCGGACCAACACCAAACCACGGGAGAAAAAGGUGACACACAACGCUCCAGACGCAACAGCCCCCGCCGAAAAAUCACCGGCGCAGAGGGCGACAAAAUAAAGAUAAUCCAGACCAACCUCCAGCACAAACAUCUCGCCACGGCUACGCUACGAAGGCAGCUGGAGGUUGAACCCGAGACCAUCGCACUGAUCCAGGAGCCGUGGGUCAGGGGUAAAACCAUAUGCGGUUUCGGAAGCUGCAAUGAGAUCUGACAGCAGUCAUAAUAAAAAAUGGAAUACAACAGGGCGUGGGACUACCACCAAGACCAGUGGUCCUAGUCUCACUCUACAUGCCCAUAGAAGACCGAAUACCAACAAAAGAACUGGUGGACCUCACAACACAUUGUGAGGACAACGACAUAGAUUUAAUUAUCUCUGUCGAUAGCAACGCACAUCACAUCCUGUGGGGAUGCACAGCCAACAACAAAAGAGGUGAGAAUCUCAUGGACUUUCUACUAACAACCAACCUAACAAUUACUAACAAGGGCACUGAACCGACUUUCGUGUCGAGUAGGUACCAAACCAUAAUCGAUCUAACCUUAGCGUCAACCAGAGCUGCAGACCAAGUAAAGAACUGGCAUGUCAGCGACGAGCCCUCGCUCUCCGACCACAGGCGGAUAUGCUAUGAGCUAGAUCUGAUGAUAACCCAACACGCACCAAGGAGAAAUCCAAGGAAAACCAACAGACUAAAAUACAAAACCUUGCUAACGCAUCAGAUAGGUACAAACAAACCUAACGACAUCGAUGAUAUCGGCAACAUCGAACAAAACGUAAACAAACUAACGGAGUGCAUCAAGACAAGUUAUGAACAAG
Messenger RNA from Maniola jurtina (meadow brown), 2933 nucleotides. Its product is annotated as mucin-19-like. The coding region runs from base 352 to 2181 and encodes 609 amino acids. The record is from RefSeq and is a predicted model, not a curated record. The transcript is spliced from 2 exons. Lineage: Eukaryota; Metazoa; Arthropoda; Insecta; Lepidoptera; Nymphalidae.